AUGAAGAACCAUACAAAGCAGAUAGAAUUUAUUCUACUCGGACUGACAGAUAAUUCUCAGUUACAGAUUAUCGUUUUCUUAUUUCUAUUUCUCAAUUAUACGCUGAGUAUGAUAGGGAAUUUAACUAUUAUUGUUCUCACUCUGCUGGAUUCUCAUCUCAAGACACCAAUGUAUUUCUUCCUUCGUAAUUUAUCUUUUCUAGAAAUUUCAUUCACAACUGCUUGUAUUCCCAGAUUUCUAAUCUCUAUUGUAACCAGGGAAAAAAGUAUUUCCUAUGAUGGUUGUAUAGCUCAGUUGUUUUUUUACAUCUUUUUGGGGGUGACAGAAUUUUUCCUUCUAGCUGCUAUGUCCUAUGACCGCUAUGUUGCCAUCUGCAAACCCUUGCAUUAUAUAUCCAUCAUGAGCAACAAAGUUUGUAACCGGCUUUUAUUUAGCUCUUGGGUAACUGCUUUCCUGUUUGUUUUCCCUCCAUUGAUUUUGGGUCUUAACUUGGAUUUCUGUGCUUCAAAUAUCAUUGAUCAUUUCAUUUGUGAUAUCUCUCCUGUCCUACAACUUUCUUGCACAGAUACAUAUUUACUAGAGUUGAUUGCUUUUUUAUUAGCUUUAAUGACACUGAUUGUCACAUUGUUAUUAGUAAUCAUUUCUUACUCUUACAUCAUCAAGACAAUUCUAAAAUUCCCUUCAGCUCAGCAAAAGAAAAAAGCCUUUUCUACCUGUUCUUCUCACAUGAUUGUUGUCUCCAUCACUUAUGGCAGUUGUAUCUUCAUCUAUAUUAAGCCAUCAGCAAAUGAAAGAGUAACUUUAAGCAAAGGAGUAGCUCUGCUCAAUACUUCAGUUGCCCCUUUGUUAAACCCAUUCAUUUAUACCCUGAGGAACCAGCAAGUAAAACAAGCCUUCAAGACUGUAUUUAAAAAGAUAUUUUAUGCUUCAGACAAAUAA
Molecule: messenger RNA, 939 nt
Organism: Elephantulus edwardii (Cape elephant shrew)
Lineage: Eukaryota; Metazoa; Chordata; Mammalia; Macroscelidea; Macroscelididae
Product: olfactory receptor 6C70-like
Exons: 1
Coding region: 1-939 (312 amino acids)
Biological process (GO): G protein-coupled receptor signaling pathway
Cellular component (GO): membrane
Molecular function (GO): G protein-coupled receptor activity; olfactory receptor activity
Source: RefSeq, a predicted model, not a curated record